UUCAAAAAUGGAGCGUAAAAUAAACAGAAGAGAAAAAGAAAAGGAGUAUGAAGGGAAACACAACAGCCUGGAAGAUGCUGACCAGGGAAAGAACUGCAAAUCCACCCUGAUGACCCUCAACGUUGGUGGAUACCUAUACAUUACUCAGAAACAAACACUGACCAAGUACCCAGACACUUUCCUUGAAGGUAUAGUAAAUGGAAAAAUCCUCUGCCCAUUUGAUGCCGAUGGUCAUUAUUUCAUAGACAGGGAUGGGCUCCUCUUCAGGCAUGUUCUAAACUUCCUACGAAACGGAGAACUUCUACUGCCAGAAGGGUUUCGAGAAAAUCAACUUCUCGCACAAGAAGCAGAAUUCUUUCAGCUCAAGGGACUGGCGGAGGAAGUGAAGUCCAGGUGGGAAAAAGAACAGCUAACACCCAGGGAGACUACUUUCCUGGAAAUAACAGAUAACCAUGAUCGCUCACAAGGACUGAGAAUCUUCUGUAAUGCUCCUGAUUUCAUAUCAAAAAUAAAAUCUCGCAUUGUUCUGGUGUCCAAAAGCAGGCUGGAUGGCUUUCCAGAGGAGUUUUCAAUAUCGGCAAACAUCAUUCAAUUUAAAUACUUCAUAAAGUCUGAAAAUGGCACUCGACUUGUACUGAAGGAAGACAACACCUUUGUCUGCACCUUGGAAACUCUUAAGUUCGAGGCCAUAAUGAUGGCCUUAAAGUGUGGUUUUAGACUGCUGACCAGCCUGGAUUGCUCCAAAGGGUCGAUUGUUCACAGCGAUGCACUUCAUUUUAUCAAGUAAUUACCUGUGUCACGAACAAAGGCAACAAGCAUGCAGCCAGCAAGCUUCGGAAAACCACAGCAUCAAAGGCAUCCCAAAUAACGUGCCCAGCUAGCUCUGUACUCAGAGACCUGCUGCUAAUCAAUUACUGUGAGCUAACGGUAUGUAAAUUCUAUCGCUAAAGAUGUCCUUCUCUAGGGUGUUCCUGCCGAUCAGACUCGUACACUUAAAGUGAAAACAGUGAUCUUCUACAUAUUGUAAAUAAAGACUGAAUGCUUUUGCUAUUUGUUUAUUUUUCCUUAAGCUGUCUUUCAAUCAGAAUGUCUUAAGUAUUUGCACAAUGAACAAGCAUGUACAUUAUCUAUCGUUCUUUCAAGUAAAUGGUAAUAAAAUAUUUUAAGGGACUGUAAGAUUUUAAAUCCUUGCUACUUAUGGCAAAAAUCUACAAAGAAAACUGAACUGGUAAAAUUAACCAUUGAGACCAAGACAGAUAUGCAGAUCUACUAAAACAGAGCUGUGGUGAAACAAAAUGAGGUUGUAAGAAUUAAAGUUAUGGAUUUAAUUUUUAA
This is a messenger RNA of Lagenorhynchus albirostris (white-beaked dolphin), 1335 nucleotides long. It is a transcript of the gene KCTD4, whose product is annotated as potassium channel tetramerization domain containing 4. The record is from RefSeq and is a predicted model, not a curated record. The transcript has a single exon. The coding region runs from base 8 to 787 and encodes 259 amino acids. Gene Ontology annotation, biological process: protein homooligomerization. Gene Ontology annotation, molecular function: protein binding. Lineage: Eukaryota; Metazoa; Chordata; Mammalia; Artiodactyla; Delphinidae.